AUGACGCCACUGUUCAACAAUGUGUCAAAGCCCCCACACCCGCUCUUCUUGUACGUUUGGGUCCAAAUGCAGGCAAUGAGCGAUGUACGAGUGCCGAACGAAAUCAUAAAUGUUUUGCACAGGCUGAUCCUACAAUGCUGCGUUGAUUGUACGUCGUGUGCGUUCGCCUACUUUCACAGAUACCGCAUCUGCUCCACCUAUCCGCGCUUCCUACAACACUACCCGUCCUUCUCCAUGUGGCUGUUUUGCGAGAAGCAGCUCGCAUCGAUGAGACUUCCAUCGUCCCCGAUUUGCCUCCGGGUCACAUCACAGGCGAGCUAC
Mesorhabditis spiculigera is the source of this 321-nucleotide messenger RNA. NCBI's taxonomy places the organism in Eukaryota, Metazoa, Nematoda, Chromadorea, Rhabditida, Rhabditidae. The record is from the annotation of a GenBank genome assembly.